UUGGGAGCACUCGCUGUCACCAAAUCCCAUCGAUUUCUCUUCAGGACAUCUGUUACAGGAAGUGGAGCACUGUGUACCUGGAAUUCUACGGGGCGAAGAAAGAUGUCGCAAAAAGCAGAGAAGAAUCACCUGAAUCAAAUCCUCGGUUCCCAACUCUGCACUAUCCAUGAGACCCUUCAGGUUUUGGAUCAAGCUGCUCCUUCUUCCUUAGACAAAGUGAGCUGGGACGAAAUAAUAAAGAUGGGCGACCAGGUCUCAAAACAGGCUACCAUAGCUGGAAUGCUUUGGACUGGACAAAAACCAGAGGUAAAAGCAAUGGAGGAAACUAUGACAUCAUACUUCAACACGUUACAAGGUUUCCUAUUGCUUUCCCAUGGAAGUACAGUAGGUGCGGGGCCAACACUGUCUUCCUGUAUUCAUGCUUCUGUGAAGCAAGUUGUUGAUUCCAGUUUUAGGCUGAUGAAGGAAUUUGUGUCUUUAUACGGAUCUCAAGGGAAGGAUCAGCAACUAUCAAUCUCUCAAUUAGCUGGUGUAGUAUGGGAAGCAUGUGCUGCUCUUAAAAAGACUCCAUCAACAAAUAUUACAGCAAUUGGGCGAGGAAUGACGCAGGUUGCUGUUUCAAUGAAGGAUGUUCUUCGCGAGCUGAAAGAAUUGAGGCCUGAUGCAUCUGAUGAAGUUUCCGACAGUGAUGGUGAACUGGGGAAUGACCUUUCACCUGAAGAAAUGAAAAUUGCCCAAGCAGCAAUUGUAGUUGUAUCAGAUACACUUUCAGUCGUAAAGGAGCUCAUCCGCUGCAUCUCAGGCCUGCUUAAGCUGGAAAAGCCGGGUGACAAUGGUGAUUUUGUAGAUUCACUGGAGAAACUGUUGAAGCUGUGUCAGGAUCUUGGUUUACAGAUUGAUGAAAUUGGAGCUUGCCUCUAUCCCCCACAAGAGGUCCCCGCCAUAGAAGCAGCUAUAAUGAAAAUCCAGAGUGUUAUUGAUGAUAUGCAAAGUGUAUUAGGAGGACUCGGAGGAGCAUCAGACACAUUCCUUGAGGCAUGUAAUGUUCUAAGGAGUUCACUGAGACAGCUUGCAUCUGAAUUAAGUAGUUCUGCUACUGCUGAUAUAGAAGCCAAAGUGGAAAACAUUUCGUUAAGCAAUUAAGAAGCCCUGGCGGAAUGUUUGGUAGUACCGUGUCGAUAUUAUGCAUUCGAUUUUGAUUUCGCAUAAUUAGAAAUGUUUUUUUUUUUUUCCUUCCACAAGAUACUUCUGGUUUUGACUUGUUAUGUAAAGGCGAAAAUUUGGGAUCCACAGUUCACCAUGUGAGUUCUACAUAUACAGGAUGAAUACAUGCCAUUUAGUCCAAGAAUUUCUUUGGGAACUGAA
This is a messenger RNA of Neltuma alba, 1365 nucleotides long. RefSeq lists its product as uncharacterized. NCBI's taxonomy places the organism in Eukaryota, Viridiplantae, Streptophyta, Magnoliopsida, Fabales, Fabaceae. The record is from RefSeq and is a predicted model, not a curated record. The transcript has 4 exons. Gene Ontology annotation, cellular component: nucleus. The coding region runs from base 103 to 1143 and encodes 346 amino acids.